This is a messenger RNA of Rana temporaria (common frog), 1078 nucleotides long. It is a transcript of the gene RAB20, whose product is annotated as RAB20, member RAS oncogene family. The transcript is spliced from 2 exons. The record is from RefSeq and is a predicted model, not a curated record. Gene Ontology annotation, molecular function: GTPase activity; GTP binding. The coding region runs from base 223 to 912 and encodes 229 amino acids. Gene Ontology annotation, cellular component: phagocytic vesicle; lysosome; late endosome. Gene Ontology annotation, biological process: phagosome-lysosome fusion. NCBI's taxonomy places the organism in Eukaryota, Metazoa, Chordata, Amphibia, Anura, Ranidae.
AGGAGUCACGGUUCAUGUUGGGGCGGGGCCUGAAGCAGAGCCCCGACUUCCUGCGCUGCUUCCUUGUUUUGCCAAGUUAGCAAAAGUUUCCUCGAAGUGUUCGCUGGUUGGUUGGACGGCACCUGAGCCGGAGGCGGCGCUGCAAUGCUGUGUGUGGGAGUGUAGGGAGAGGGGAUCUGAGCUGCAGCUUGGGCUCAGUGGAGACAUCUGAUUGGCAGGACGAUGAAGAAGCCAGACCUGAAGGUGGUCCUCCUGGGGGACAUGAAUGUGGGGAAGACCUCCUUACUACACAGGUACAUGGAGAGGAAGUUCCAGGAAACAGUCAGCACUGUGGGGGGAGCCUUCUACCUCAAACAGUGGGGACCCUACAACAUCUCCAUCUGGGAUACUGCAGGAAGGGAACAGUUUCAUGGCCUGGGCUCUAUGUAUUGUAGAUCGGCCUCUGCCAUUAUCCUAACCUACGAAGUUGGCAAUAUGCAGAGCCUUCUGGAGCUUGAAGAACGCUUCCUAGGCCUCACUGACACAGCCAACAGCGAUUGCCUUUUUGUUGUGGUGGGAAAUAAGGUUGACCUGACUGAUGGCUCUGAAGGAGAAGAAGUAAAAUCUGAGGAUGAAAGGCCUCGCACCUCUAGUACUUCAAAAGUUCGUAGACAGGUGAACAUAGAAGAUGCCCAUGCCCUAUACAAACGCAUAAUGAAAUACAGAAUGGUGGAUGACAGCUGCGCACCUGCCGCAGAGAAGAUGUGUUUCGAAACCAGUGCAAAGACUGGACACAAUGUCGAUCUGCUAUUUGAAAGUGUUUUCAACAUGGUUAUACCAUUGAUUUUGAAGAAGAGAGAAAAUGGACCAGAUGGCACUGUCAAUCUUUCACAGAACAAUACCGAGAAACAGUCCAAAAGUGGCUGCUGUUAAGUGUUUAUAUUAAGGUUGCACCAAUACCGCUUUUUUAUCGGCAAGUACGAGUACCGAUUAUUUUUGGUUACAUACUCGUCAAUACCGAGAACGAUACUUUGCAUCAAUAGAAAAAAUGUUGGCGCAAAUCUCACUGUAAAGAAUCACAUUCAAUUUGAACAGGAAU